Messenger RNA from Sesamum indicum (sesame), 4163 nucleotides. Its product is annotated as putative late blight resistance protein homolog R1A-3. Gene Ontology annotation, molecular function: ADP binding. The record is from RefSeq and is a predicted model, not a curated record. NCBI's taxonomy places the organism in Eukaryota, Viridiplantae, Streptophyta, Magnoliopsida, Lamiales, Pedaliaceae. Gene Ontology annotation, biological process: defense response to other organism.
AUGCAGAUGGGAGCGUAGAUUAAAAUCCUAACAUCGGACGUCCCCAUCGUCCCAUAUAUUCUGUCCGGCUCCUCCUUUUCUGUUGUUGACUUUGUUCCAUUGAUGAUGUUUCUCUCUCUCUCCUCCUUUAUCGUUGACUUCUUUCUUCCCUGCCGCCAUCACGGUUUCACUUGCUAAAACUUCAGUCCCAGUCCCCGCAGCUGGAAAUGGCGGCUUAUGGUGCUGUGGUUUCUCUUCAACAGAUUCUGAAUACUAUUCUUGAUCAGCCUGAGGAUGGGGGCCCGAUUUUUUUGAACAAAUUCCAGCUCCAAUCUCUCCGGGAAAAGGUCAGCUUCUUGCUCGAUUUUCUUGAACAUUCAUCUUCCCACAAAACAAACAACCAACCUGCACAAGAAAGCCUGGAGAAAAAAAUCAGGGACGUGGUUUAUGCAGCUGAAGAUGUUAUUGAAUCAAAGAUCAGGGAGAAGGCUUAUCCUGUCGAAGAUCAGUCCCCGAUCCAGGACUCGGCUAACGUCUUCGACGAUUUUACCGAAUCCCCGGCAUCCAGUAAGCUUACCCCGGAACCUGAAAGCAAUAGAAGUUUUUGGGAUCAAGAUCCAAUUUCUCCAGCGUUUUUCUUUGUCCAUCUUCUGAUAUUUAUCCUGGUGGGAAGAUUGAUUCCUGGUGCUAUUCAGAAACUGAUGGUUAUAUUGAUUCAAUUGAUCUUGUCUGUUACAUAUGUGAGACCUUUUACUCUAAGAGCUUUGGCUCCUGUCUGCUUCCAGAAUGUGAUACUUGUUGUGGUCCAGGUUUUGAUACCUUUCAUUGUACAAAUUUGUCUGCCUAUGUAUAUCCUGAACUUGGUAUCUGUCCUGGUCCCGGCUUUGGUACAUGUGGCUGUUCUAAAAGGGGUGUUUUUUGCGGCACGAUAUGUGCAGCUCCGAGAAGUUUUAGUUCCGGCCUGGUUUAGUCGAAUCCAACAAGUAUUAUCUGUGAAACAUAAGCUGGAUGAUCGAACCGGACAAGUAUCUUCGUCUGCUAGAGAUGAUUCUGAGCAAGAAGAUCAGGGACGAGUAUCUAUGUCUGCAAAAAUUGAUUCUGUGCAGAAAGAUCAGGGACAAGUAUCCUUGUCUGUGAAAGAUGAUCAGGAAGAUAAGGAGCUGCUCCGGUUAAUGGAGGAUGUCAUUUCCAUCACGAGAGAGGUGAUUAAGGUUAAGGAUACCUUUGGUGCGGGUGAAGGUCUUUGGCACUCGAAUGUCUUGCCUGGUGCUUCUUUAUCUAGACGAGAUUCUGGUGGCGUUAGGAAGAAUGUUGUGGUGGGAUUUGACAAAGACUUGGAACAGAUAAAGACUCAAUGGAUUGACGAUUCGUCCAAGCUUGAAAUCAUUUCAAUUGUGGGAAUGGGUGGCAUUGGCAAAACCACUCUUGCUAGACAAGUUUAUGAUGAUCCUUCUAUCUUUUAUCACUUUGAUACUCGUGGUUGGGUGGCAGUCUCUCAAGAAUAUUCUUUGCGCCAAGUACUGCUAGGCCUUUUAGAUUCUACCAAAAUGCUCACGGAAGAAAUGCAGGAUGAGAGUGACGCACGAUUGGCUGAGUUUCUCUACAAAUGUCUGAAGGGUAGAAGAUAUCUCAUAGUAAUGGAUGAUAUAUGGGAUAUAGAUAUUUGGGAUGCCGUGAGCAGAUUAUUUCCCGAUGAUAGUAACGGAAGUCGUGUCCUUCUGACUACUAGGCUAUCAGAUGUGGCAGUUUAUGCCAACUCCUCCAGCCGUCUUCAUCAAAUGCGAUUCCUCAAUGUAGAUGACAGUUGGAAUCUACUUUGCAAAAAGGUUUUUGGGGAAAAAGAUUGCCCCCCCGAACUUGAAGAUGUCGGAAGGGAGAUUGCACGAAAUUGUGGAGGACUUCCUCUAGCAAUUGUGGUAAUUGGAGGUCUCCUGUAUAAGGAGAGUAGAACUUGGAGGAACUGGAGAAGUAUAGCUGAAAAUUUAAAUUCAGUAUUUAGUAAAGAUGAUGAGCAGUGUUUGGAGAUAUUAGGUUUGAGUUAUAACCGCUUGCCUCAUCGUUUGAAACCGUGCUUUCUAUAUAUGGGGGUUUUCCCAGAAGAUUCUGAAAUCCCCGUCUCCAAGCUCAUCAACUUGUGGGCUGCAGAGGGAUUCCUGAAACCAAGUACAUCUAAAACCUUGGAAGAGGUGGCUGAGGAGUAUCUGAAAGAUCUUAUCGAGAGAAGCCUAAUCUUGGCAUGUAAGCGGAGUUGCAAUGGCAGGAUUAAAACAUGCAACAUCCAUGAUCUAUUAAGGGAUGUUUGUGUCCGAAAUGCUCAGAAGGAGAACUUUCUUGACGUUGUGAACUGGGAUGGAGAUUUAACUGAAGAAGGCAAUAGAAGCAGGCGUAGAUUAAGUAUACAUCCUGAUGCUCUAUAUGCUAACACCACUCAUCACUCGACAAGUUCUUAUUCCCUUGCUCGAUCGUUUCUAUGCACUGGUAAAAGUCUUACUUAUCCAUCGCUUGUCUACUUAGGUUUUAGAUUUCUCAGAGUACUCGAUAUAAUCGUAAUACAUUUUUCCGAGUUCCCAAGUGACAUCAUUAGACUUUUUCAUUUAAGAUAUCUUGGUUUCACAUAUAAAGGCCCGCUUCCUCCAUCCAUAUCAAAACUCCGGAAUUUACAGACAGUUGUUCAUCAUAACUGGACAUUUGGCAAGUAUCCCUUGCUUCCUAUUGAGAUCUGGACUAUGCCCAAUCUAAGGCAUUUGUAUUUUAUGCCAAGUUGUUUGCCUGAUCCUCUUGGUGGCCAAGUUCUUGCGAACAAUUUUGUUGUUCUGGAAAACCUUCAAGCACUUUUGGACAUAAGAAACUUCAGAUGUAGCAAAGACAUCCUCAAAAGAAUACCAAAUCUAAAGAAACUGGGAAUUUCCUAUGAUGUCUCCUCUCAGGCAUACGUAGAUUGGUCGCAGUUCGAGCUUGAGUCCCUUGUCAAUCUACAUCAACUCGAGACUCUUAAGAUCGUUAUUAAGAAUGAUCCUUAUCGAACAUCCAAAUUUGUGAAUCCACCACAGCUUGCUUUCCCACAGAAGCUUAAAAGAUUAACUCUGAGUGGUUGUGGACUUCCUUGGGAAACUAUGACAAUAGUUGGUUCAUUACCAAAUCUUGAAGUCCUCAAACUGAAAAAGGAUGCAUGCCGAGGCCAAGAAUGGGAGCCAGUCGAAGAGCAAUUUUGUCGACUUAAAUACCUGUUACUUGAAGAAUUAGACCUUGUGCAGUGGAGGACUAAUGAAGCACACUUCCCCUGUCUUCAAAGCCUAAUUAUCAGGUCUUGCUUCAGACUAAGGGAGAUUCCUUCUGCUAUUGGUGAUAUAACGACGCUUCAAAUGAUCGAGUUGGUCGACUGUCACCCUUCUGCUGUGACUUCGGCAAAGCAAAUACAAGAGGAACAAGAAAGCAUGGCAAAUGAGGAUCUGAAAGUUUGCAUUGAGCUGAAGCGGAGAUUCAAGGACAGGUUCAGUUCUCGCAUUCUUCGUUGAAAGCAAACGAUAGCUGAAGACUAAGAACAAUGACCUCGCUCCAUCAACUCCUUGAAUCACUCAACUCUCUUCAGGAGGUUCUCGGUCUGUGGUCUGCUCCGGCCAUCUAAUUUGGAGUAUAGGGAGAAUGAAACAUGUUAGAAAGCUGCAAGAAAAGCUUCGGGUAUCCUGUACUGUUCCACUAUAUAUAUCGAUGAACGACGUUGCAUAAUUUUUGUUAUCUUCGAUAUUUUCUGGUCUGUGACUUCUACUUUCCAGGCUAUGAUUAAGGUUGUGAAUAAGGCAUGCUUGUCUGAAGGACAAAUGUGCCAGUAAACAUGAAUACAAAGUCAAGAUUCUUGUUUCUUGUAUUAGCUUAGUUGGUCAUAUACAUAUACUGCAAUUUGGUUUAAUUCUAAGUUGUCUUAGGAGAAUUGCUUGUAGAAUUAAGGGAUUCGGGCAAAGUCACAAACAGUUGUUUGUUCUAUUUUUGCUAUUAACUUGUCUACAGUAAGGUUUCCCAUUUAAGUUUGCUCAUUUGGAGAGCACUGUCUGUGAUGCUGGCUCAUAUGCUCAUAUACAAAAGGGAAGGGUAAAUUAUGUCUGACGUACUAUGAAAUUAGGGCUAAUUAUAUAAAUAUUUUUUGUUCUUUGUAAAAUUACGAAUAUACCUUUUAAAGGCGUGUCAAU